AUGCCGGGAGUAACAAUGAUUGCUUCUCGGAGAGCCAGCUCCAGCUUCAUCUGGCGCUCGCGUACCCUCCUUUCGUCUCCCUCUUUCGUUCCUGCGUCGGCCCGCUGCCUGUCGAUCAAUUGUCGCCCGACCACCCUCCAUAGCCGACUGUCGGCGAACCACAGCUCAUUGACAUCGCAUCUGUUAUGCAAGACUACCACCAGCCGUUCAUCCGCCUCCUUCUCAACAUCUACCUCUUCUUUGCUUCCCGACUCGGACUGGGACCAUAACCCGAAUUUGGCAAUCUCUAACUUCUCGGAACUACCCUCGAAGGAUUUCGGAGUUAACCAGCAUAUGAUUAUAAACCAAGAGUUUAAAGAAGCACUGCGACAGAUCCUUUGGCAAUUCAAAGCGCCAAUUCGAUAUGCAUUUGCCUAUGGAUCGGGUGUGUUCCCUCAGAAUGGAAGUGCAGCACCGGCCAGCUCAUUACAUCCUUCGGCACCUACGGCCAUUUCAAAUAUGCAACAAGGCUCCGGAAAGAUGAUUGACUUCAUUUUUGGAGUUUCAUACUCCCAGCAUUGGCAUGACUUGAAUCUGCACCAGCAUAGGGAUCAUUAUUCUGGUAUGGGCUCUCUUGGGUCGUACAUGGUUUCCCAGGUGCAGGACAAGUUCGGGGCUGGCGUCUACUUCCAUCCUUAUAUUACCGUUAACGGCACGAUGAUCAAGUAUGGAGUGGUUAACUUGGAUACAUUAUGUCGAGACCUUACCCAGUGGGAUACUCUGUAUCUUGCUGGUCGGCUACACAAGCCCGUGAAGAUCUUGCGGGACCACCCUAAGGUGCGAUUAGCGAACCAGAUGAACUUGCUGUCUGCCCUACGAGUCGCACUUCUCUUGCUACCUGAGCGAUUCAGCGAGUUCGAGCUUUACAGCACAAUUGCCGGUAUGAGCUACAUGGGAGAUUUGCGCAUGGCUCUCCCGGCUGAAGACCCCGGCAAGGUGCGCAACAUCGUCUCGGGACAGAUGGCACACUUCCGCCGGUUAUACGCGCCGCUCAUUGAGAAUCUUCCCAAUGUCACAUUCCAAGACCCCCGCUGCAGUAGUGAAGAUUGGAUCGAUGACCCGAACGCCAUCCUCGCCAUGGCGCAGGAUAUGGAUCCAGUGAAGCGUGGCAACAUGGUUCGUCGCUUGCCAGAAUCAUUCCGUCAGAAGCUGUACUUCCAGUACCAGUCUCGCUUCCAGAUCCCGCGGGUCGACUUCGACAAAAUGAUGAAAGAAAACAAAGAUGCUCAAGAUAUUAUUCGCCGGCCCCAGGGAGGUCCUUUUGAACAGCGGAUUGCCGGAGAUGAUUCUCUCCAGGAGGAAGUCUCUAGGUCCAUUGAGAAGACCAUCCGCUGGCCAAGUACUGUGCAGACCAUUAAAGCGCCCCUGACUGCAGGUCUCGGCAAGAGCUGGACCUACAUGAAGGAAAAGCGAGACAAGCACAAGAAGUCACAAAGCAAGGUGGAUUCGAGUGAGAAGCCGGAGAGCAAGAAAAAAUAA
This is a messenger RNA of Penicillium antarcticum, 1518 nucleotides long. RefSeq names its product phosphatidate cytidylyltransferase. The transcript has 2 exons. The coding region runs from base 1 to 1518 and encodes 505 amino acids. NCBI's taxonomy places the organism in Eukaryota, Fungi, Ascomycota, Eurotiomycetes, Eurotiales, Aspergillaceae. Gene Ontology annotation, cellular component: mitochondrion. Gene Ontology annotation, biological process: cardiolipin biosynthetic process; CDP-diacylglycerol biosynthetic process. The record is from RefSeq and is a predicted model, not a curated record. Gene Ontology annotation, molecular function: phosphatidate cytidylyltransferase activity.